Molecule: messenger RNA, 3975 nt
Organism: Panonychus citri (citrus red mite)
Lineage: Eukaryota; Metazoa; Arthropoda; Arachnida; Trombidiformes; Tetranychidae
Product: bromodomain-containing protein 4-like
Exons: 2
Coding region: 269-2842 (857 amino acids)
Biological process (GO): signal transduction; regulation of protein localization
Cellular component (GO): adherens junction
Molecular function (GO): cell adhesion molecule binding
Source: RefSeq, a predicted model, not a curated record
GGUUGAGAGAAAUUCCUUUCAAGUUAAUUCACUUUUCUAAUGUGACAAGUUAAUUGUUUUGAUUUUCUAUUAAUUUUUCUUCUUCUCAUUUUUUGUUCUAAUUUUUUCUCAUACAUUUGAUUGGUUUUAUUGUUUCUUGGUUUCUUUUUGAUACUUUUUGCUUUUUCGUGGUUCUGUUUGUUUGGUGGUUUCCUUUUUUUUUUAUUCUGUUGUUUAACUUUUUUUUUUCUUCUUCUACUUGUGUCGGUUAAGUGUUCAAACGGGUGAUAUGGAUAACUUAGUUGAGUUAAUCACCCAAUGGAAUCUUAAUAGAGUUCCUCUUUUUAAUAUUAGUUUACCUGAUUCAAAUGGUGAAUUUUGUGGUGUCAUGAGAUUUUGUUUUCAAGAUGAUGGUCAAAGAGUUGCAACCAAGUGUGUACAGGUUGCAUCUACUGCUACUACCAAUGAUGUUAUUCGUACGUUAAUUGAUAAAUUUAGGGCUGAUAUUAGGAUGCUUUCUAUACCUGAAUAUGGUCUUUAUGAGGUACAUGAGAAUGGUGAGGAGAGAAAACUUGAUGCCAAUGAAUGUCCUCUCUUGGUUCAACUUAAUUGGAAUGCUGAUGAUAGGGAAGGACGAUUUUUGAUGAAAAAAAUUGAUGGUGGUGAUUCGGCUCUUCCUCCAACUGAUUUAAAAGCUUCCUUUUUGUCGAGAAAACUUUCCAAAAGAGAGAAAAAAGAGAAAAAAAAGAAAGAGGAAAAAGAGAAAGAGAAAGGUCAAGCAGGUAAAGACACUUUAGCCCAAACGUUGUACAAUGAAUUACCAGAAACCUGUUUCACCCGAUCAAUUUCUAACCCGGAAGCAGUGAUGAAACGUCGCCGAAAACAAAAAUUAGAACAAAAACUUCAACAAUUACAAGAAAAUGGACCAGAUUCCGGUGGUACUCUGAGAAUUUUCGGUGAAUGUUUAAAUAAAGAAGUUCCUUAUAAAACUUUACUUCUUUCAACCAAAGAUAAUGCUGCUUUUGUUGUUGAACAGAUAUUGGACAAAUACCGAGAUAUUUACCCGAAAUCUGCCGAAAAGAAUAAUCGAGAAGAAACACCCAAGCAAGUUGAACCUGCUCGUGACUAUUGUUUAGUUCUAAUAAUCGAUCCUACCAACUCACCAACAGCUGACAAUAAUAUAAUUCAGUAUAUUUUAAAUGACGAUGAUUGUCCACUUGCAAUUAAGCAACAUCAUGAUCCUGCAAAAGGUCAACUUACUUUCCAUUUACAAAAGAGACCUGAAGGACUUCAGCCACAAUUAACACCACAACCACAGCCACAGCAACAAUUUAUUUCUCCACCACCAUCACAACUUAAACCUCAACAGAAUCGACAAUUACCACCACAGCCACAGCCCCAAUCACAGUCACAAUUAACACCCCAACCACAAAUGCAAUUACCACCACAGUUACCACCUCAAUCCCAAAAUCAACCUCAAAUUCCGCCACAAUUACCACCUCAAUUAUCACCAAAAUUACCACCACAACUACCACCACAAUUGCCACCACAAUUGCCACCACAGUUGCCGCCACAAUUACCACCGCAAAUGCCACAACAAAUGCAAUUACCACAACAGCCUUUACCACCAACACCUCAACACUCCCAACCUUACAUGUCUCAAGUGCCUCCUUCUUACCAUCACUCUUUAAUUAAUAUUAAUCAAGGAAUUUAUGGUAAUUUACCAGGAAUUGCAAUGCAUAAUAAAUACAUGAUGAGCGAAUCCUCUCUUCCAUCACCCUCACCAACACCCAUACCAAUGCCAAUACGAAAUGCACCAGUAGAAGCUCCUGUCAUAAUAAGAUUAAACAAAAUCGGACACAGUUUAGGGUUAUCUAUUGUCGCUGCCCGAAGCUUAAGGACUGGACGUGUUGGCAUUUUUAUCAAAUCAAUUGUAAAGGGAGGAACAGCUGAUAUCGAUGGUCGCCUACAGCCUGGAGAUCAAUUGUUAUCAGUAGAUAAUAAAUCUCUUAUUGAUGUUCCUCAAGAAGUAGCUGCCAAUUUAAUUACUCAAACUGAUAUGUCAGUUACUUUGGUUGUAGCCAAACAAGCUGCAUACACGAAUGGACUUUCACCUUUUUUAACCGAUUCCCCUCAGCACAGAGUGCUUAACAAUGCCACACCAGUGUCACAUUUACAUCAAUCUCAUCCACUUCAAUCUCACCCACAACAAGUUCAUUCACAACAAAUUCACCCACAGCAAAUUCACCAGCAAAUCCAUCCUCAAGUUCAUCCACAACAAAUUCAUCCGCAACAAAUUCACCAGCAAAUUCAUCAACAAAUUCAUCCGCACCAAAUUCAUCAACAACUUCAUCCACAACAAAUUCAACCAAUGAGAAUUCCUUACAAUGGUCCUUCAUUACCGCCAACGCCAACACCAACAAGUUACCAUCAUCAACAGCAACUACUUGUUAACAAUAAUUUUAAUCAACCAUCACCACCACCUCGGGUGAUGAAACCAGCAACAAGUAAUCCUACAAUUAAUAACACAAAAAUGAAUAACAACACAACAAAUUCAACUAUCCCUAAAAAUAAUACAAUUAAACGUGAAAGUUAUACACCUUCACCCUCACCCAGUUUCACACUUAAAGAUAUGAUUAAAGUGCUCGAAAUGGAUGAUGAAAAUGAUGAGAAUAAUCAAAACAAAAAUUACAAUCCAAAUGUUAUUGGUGCUCAUGAAGUUUACAAGGAUCCUCGGGAGAAAAUAGAAGCUGAAAAGAUGAAGAAUCAGCCAAUCAAAGCUGUCAUCCAAGGACCCGAAAAGUUGACAUUUAAAGAAAAGAUGAAACUAUUUACAGAGGAAUCAAAACAACAAUCAAAAUAAUCUCAACCCAAUUACCAUCACUUAAAUUUUAUUUUGAAUAUUUACAUGAGAAGAAAAAAGAAAAUUUAUUUAUCAGAGGAAACCUUAAUCUCUAGUUGUUACCUGGAUUCUUUAAAUUGGAUUUCAUUUUUGGUUCCGUUUUCGUUUACAAUCCUAAUGGAGAUUAUCAAGAUAAUAAGACAGAACACAAAAAUUAUUAGUGAAAACCAAAUUAUCUUAAGUGCUUGUCGAUUAUGAGAAGAUGGAAUUUUUAUGUUUAAGAGGAUUAGAUAGUGAAGAAAGAGAGUCAAGGAGAAAUUCUUGUGCUCUCUCUCCUCUCUCUCUCUCUCUCUCUCACCACAACCUUUGACAUCUCAUCAAUCUUUUUGACGCAAAAUUUUAUAAAUGGUUGAUUUAACUAUGGAUUCUUUAUGUUUCACAAAACCAAACAAUUGUUAAUUUUACUGAAUUAACCAUCAUGAAGUACAUAUUUAUGUUUGAUACUUAUGAGGAAAAAUCUCUGUCUUUCUAAUUUACCUCUUUCUCUUCAAUCUUACCUGAUUAUCCUAUUGAUUGUAAAUUGUCUUUAUCAUCAUCAUCACCAUCAUCCGAAUCCUAAAGACACAUGAAACUUGAAUCUCUCUUUCAUUCCAGGAAUUGUAAGUUAAUCUACUAAUCAUUUGUUUCCACAACGAGUGUGACGCCUGUUAAAACUGUGACACGUUUGUUUGUUUUUUUUCAUAAUUUUCCUGAACAAAAACCCAUUCCUGGUAAAUCCGUCCGAUAUUAUUACACAAAAGGAAUGAUUUAAAAUGGCCCAGGUCAUUUUCGGCAGCGUCUAAUGCAUAUGUUAUCCUGCGAGAGCGGGUUAAUAAGAAAUUAUUGUCUUCUAUUGUUUUCUUGUUUACACAUUUACACCACAUAACAAUUAUUGUCCGCUCGUUAAAAAUGUUUAUCAAUAUUUGAUAAUUUAGACUUCUAAUUGUGUAUCGAAUCUAACAAACCAAUUCACACUUAAUGAUCCAAGUUAAUUGUUUAUAUAUACAAAGUUGUCAUGAAAAUGUCAUGUAACUAAUCAUUUAAAUUGGUUCAUACUUUUUUUUUCUCACUCUUUUUCUAACAAUCUCUUUAAAAUAAACAUUAUCUUCAACUAA